CUGCUCAACACAAGCUCUUCGGCGGUGACGUCACGGCAGGAUGGGGCGGGGCAGAGCGGGCUGUGGCGCCGGGAGAUUCGAUCCCUGACCGCGGGGUCCUCACCGCAUCUCCUCUCCUGCAAAGUAACCCCGCUAACCCCUUUAACGGUUCACCAUAGGACCCGUUUGAUUCGUGUCUUUGCCCCGGGGCCAUGUUGUUACUCUUCGGGCUCCUCUGGAGUGGGAUCGGUAGCCGGUAACCCGUCUCUUCCAUGCAGAUGGAGGCCAUGGAGGUGGACUCCCCAGGGGAGGUGCAGGCAGGAGGAGGCCCAAGGCAGCGCGCAGUUAAUGCGGCAUCGGACGCCGACGCGCCGCACGUCAUCUCGGACUCCGGCAGCAGCAGCACCGAGGUGGAUGAUGACGAGGAAGGGGGGCGGCAGACGGCGGCGCCCCCCCGGCUUCCUGCCACCUGGGCCUUCAGUCAGCGAGCGGCGAGCAGCUCGGCGGCCCCGUCGACAGCGCGGCGCAUACGGAGGAGACUCAGGCAGGGCCUCAGGGUGCACUACCCCAGCCAGACCGCCGCGUCCUCCCGCGGCUUCCCGGACUUCCUGCUGCGGGCGCCAGCCGCCGGCGCGGCCGAGCCGGAGUCCGGCAGCACCACCGAGCUCAGCGAGUCCGAAGGCGAGGAGGGCGGACCUGGUGGAGGCCUGCCCGCUGCGCCGGGGGCCAUCGACCCGCCGCCCGCCGCCGGUCCUGCUGUCAGCGCCGCCGUCCAACCGCCCCGGCUGCAGGAAGUCGCUCCGACCGACUCCAGGUCAGCUGCAGGUGGCCACGGGACAGAAGCUUCAAACCAGAACGUCCAGGCGGUUCCCUCACAGGUCACCCAGACUUCGGAGGAAGGCGACGUCUGCUCCAUCUGCUUCGAGGCGUGGACCACGGCGGGCGAGCACCGGCUGUCCGCCCUGCACUGCGGUCACCUCUUCGGCUCCACCUGCAUCCAGCGCUGGUUGGUGGCUCAGGGUUCGUCCGCCAAAUGCCCACAGUGCAACAAGAAGGCGAAGCGUUCGGACAUCGUGCUGCUCUACGCUUCCAAGCUGAGGGCGCUCGACAACUCUGAGCAGGAGACCUUGAAGAGGUCUCUGGAGCAGGAGCAGUCUCUGCGGAGGAAGGCUGAACUGGAAUCAGCGGAGUACAAACUGAAGCUGCAGGUCGUCAACAAUAAAUACGGACAAGCACAACAAGAGCUGCAGGAGCUCAGGUCUCUGAUGGCCGGCCGCAGCUCGCUCUCCUCCGGCUCCUCGGGCCCCGGCUGCAGGGCGUCCCAGUACGGCUUCUCCAAGGCGGUGCUGGUGUCCCAGACCGGAGGCUCCAGGGUCCUGUCCUACUGCGGAGCGCUGGGCUGCCUGCUGGCCUCGCAGCCGUCGCCGCACGCCACCCUGGUACCAGGUUGUGGCGUGAAGAAGGUGAGCGUGGCCAACAUGAAGACGAGUCAGUACGUCCCCAUCCACGCCAAACAGAUCCGAGGUCUGUGCUUCAACCGGCAGAACGACAGCCUGCUGCUGUCGGCCGCUCUGGACAACACCCUCAAGCUGACCAGUCUGCUGACCAACACGGUGGUCCAGACCUACAACGCCGGGAAGCCCGUGUGGAGCUGCUGCUGGUGUCUGGACAACAGCAACUACGUGUACGCGGGUCUGAGCAGCGGCUCCGUGUUGGUGUACGACACCCGAGACACCAGCACGCACGUGCAGGAGCUGCAGCCGCUGCGCUCCAAGUGUCCCGUGGCGUCGCUGUGCUACGUCCCGCGGGCGACGUCCAGCGCGUUCCCCUGCGGCGGGCUGAUCGCCGGCUCCCUGGAGGCCGCCUGCUUCUGGGAGCAGGUCAACGAGGCCACGUACCGGCCGCACGCGCUGCCGCUGGAGACCACGGGCUGCACCGACAUCCAGGUGGAGACGGAGAGCCGCCACUGCCUGGUCACCUACAGGCCAGGGCGCUCCCACCCGACCCUGCGCUGCGUCCUGAUGGCGCUGACCCGGACCCCCCAGCAGGACUCCGCCCAGCUGCCCAGCUGCUCCUACUCGCCCGUCCAGACGUUCGGCGCCGGCUCGUCCUGCAAACUGCUCACCAAGAACGCCGUGUUCAAGAGCCCCCAAGGGGGCGGGACCCUGGUCGCCGCCGGCGACGAGGCGUCCAACUCCACCAUGGUGUGGGACGCGGCCAGCGGCUCUUUGCUCCAGAAGCUCCCGGCCGACCUGCCGGUGUUGGACAUCAGCCCGUUCUCUGUGAACGGCGAGCACUUCCUGGCCUCGCUGACGGAGAAGAUGCUGAAGCUCUACAGGUGGGAGUGAAGGAGGACGACGCCGAUAGAGACGCACACACACACGCACACACACACAGAGUCGAUGCGGGAGGAAACAAACAUUUCGUCUCGUCCGGCGACCUUUGACCUGCACAGAAAGUUGGACGCGGCCUGGAUUGCGUUCACACAGGUCAAAGGUCAAACUGUGUGUUUGGAUCUUCAUCUCGGCCGUCGUGAAGCGCUGAGACGUUUUAACUCGACUGCACAUCUUCGUUUGGUACUGACUGAAGAUCCUGCGUCACAGGGGAGCCGCUCGUUUUCUUCUAGAACGAAGCGUGAAAAAUGCGCAACAUUUUUCAUCAUCCUCUUUCUUCUGGAUGGACCUUCUGGUCUAAAGAAUGAAGAUCUUCAGUCACAUCAGAAGACGACAAAACGUCGGCAGGUAUUUAAACCAAAGUCACUGGUUUGCUUUGUGCGUUUAAACAACUUAAACAACAUAAAAGGACGCUAACGAUGAAAUGCCAAAUCAGCCUCCUGGUGUCAUUGAAGCAAAGGUUUGUUCUAAUGAAACCAGUCAAGAUGGAAAUAGAUGCGAUAGACUUUCAAACUAUGAGAAGUUGCUGCUAUUGAAAGUCAAUAAAACGAAUCCUUCGAGUGCAGCGAAAAACUCACUAAACAAUAAACAAAGAGAAAAUCUUUCACUUUGCACAAAAACAAGUGAAGCUACUUUGAAGAUUUUAUCCAAGAAAACCUUUUUCCCAGCUGUCACCUUCCUUUUCUCACCUGUUUUUUCUCUCAGGGUUUCUGUUUAUUCCUUUUUUAUUUCUUUUUAAUUAUAUACAAAGACACUUUGGGAUGAACUCCCCACCAACACUCGCUUUGACCGACUGUCUAAAGGAAGUUGGAAAUGUCGGCCGUUUGCGAAGUUUCGCACGCCGCUACGAGCGGGACCCGGUGAGGUUUAGAAGGUCAAAGGUCAAUGAGGUAAAACAUUCAACUCAUCUGGUGGAUUCAUUUUGAUUUGAAUUCAGAUUAAAGUUUCUCUGAGUUAUUCAAACAUUCUUCUGUUACAUCAAGCUUGUCGUGUUUUCUUCACGGUUCAUUGAAAGACUUUAAACUCUGAACCGAACAUUAAGUGCCAAACGACUGCGGUUUGCUCUACAGUUUCACUUUCUAAAGGAAGUUGUAUAUAUGUAUAUUUGCUACCAGUUCUUUGUGUACGAAAUUAAUAAAGAUUAUGGGUUAUUUUUAAUGAAA
Pungitius pungitius (ninespine stickleback) is the source of this 3535-nucleotide messenger RNA. It is a transcript of the gene rfwd3, whose product is annotated as ring finger and WD repeat domain 3. Gene Ontology annotation, cellular component: nucleus. Gene Ontology annotation, biological process: interstrand cross-link repair; protein ubiquitination. Gene Ontology annotation, molecular function: ubiquitin-protein transferase activity; protein binding. Lineage: Eukaryota; Metazoa; Chordata; Actinopteri; Perciformes; Gasterosteidae. The transcript is spliced from 13 exons. The record is from RefSeq and is a predicted model, not a curated record. The coding region runs from base 252 to 2327 and encodes 691 amino acids.